Molecule: messenger RNA, 1128 nt
Organism: Puma concolor (puma)
Lineage: Eukaryota; Metazoa; Chordata; Mammalia; Carnivora; Felidae
Source: RefSeq, a predicted model, not a curated record
AUGGCAUGUGUGGAGAUGGUGGGAAGUGUAUUUGAAGAGCAGAGCCCAAUGCUGGUGGUCAUGGAUGGAGAUGAAGAAGAAAAGCGUGCACGUGUAUCAAUAACUCGAUCUUAUUACCGCAACUCAGUUGGCGGAUUUUUAGUAUUUGACAUUACCAACCGACGAUCUUUUGAACACGUGAAAGAUUGGCUGGAAGAAGCAAAAAUGCACGUACAGCCAUUUCGGAUUGUAUUUCUGCUGGUGGGACAUAAAUGUGACCUGGCUUCGCGACGUCAGGUUACAAGGGAAGAAGCUGAAAAGCUGUCAGCAGACUGUGGCAUGAAGUAUAUAGAAACCUCAGCAAAGGAUGCCACAAAUGUGGAGGAAUCCUUUACAAUCCUGACCAGAGACAUAUAUGAACUUAUCAAAAGGGGAGAGAUUUGUAUUCAAGAUGGCUGGGAAGGGGUUAAAAGCGGCUUUGUUCCAAAUACGGUGCAUUCUUCUGAGGAAGCGGUAAAACCCAGGAAAGAAUGCUUCUGCUGACUUCCCACAGGCCAGAGGACUCCCGUGAACAGACUGGGUGUCAUCCCAGGAUCAAUACCAACGUUAACUUCAGCAGGAGACGCAAUGGCAGCAUUUAGGACACAGUUAUAAAUCGAUGCUAAUGCUAUUUUGUAAGGUAUUUAAUUCAGAGCGCUAUGCUUGCUGGUGACGCUACCAGAUUGGGGGUUGUGCUAAAUUAUCAGGCAAAGCAGACAACCUUUUCUUGAAACUGGAGUGUCUCCGGAAUGAUCCCCGUUCUCCCUUUGUUAGCACAUAGCUAACCUUAAUGUUCGCAUAUACCAAUAUUACUCAUUUUUCUUGACAGUUUGAAAUGGGUUUUUUGUGCAUAUAUAAUCUGAUCGAAAAGAUUCUAUCAGGAAUUACAUUCUCCUGAGCUCAUCUGUUAAUGCUGAACAGCAAAGUGGAUUUAAAAGUGCAGUGUUUGCUUACAAAGGAAACGAUCUCAGAGGUAUCAUCAACUAGGACGAAAAUAAUAAUUCCAUAUUUAAUGUGCCAGAUUUUAAACCAUUCUUUGAAAUAUUUAUCCUCCCUUAAUUUACCUGAACGUAAGAAAAUAAGUUUUAUCCUCAUUUUUGUUCUCUGAUU